UCUUGCCACGCAGCUUGUUUUUAACUUUUUUACAUCAAAAAAUGUAUUCAAUAUGAUUAAGAUGCGAAGAGAAAUCUAAGAUUAAAGUAGACUUUAUGGAUAAGAGAAGAAGAAACCGUAUUCAAGGUUCUUGGGCAUCACAAGCAAGGAUCAAAUCGACUCCAAAACAAGCAGACAAACCAGAAGACAAACAAGAAGAAAACUCCAAAACACAAGCACAAACCCAACAGAAAUUUGUCUUCCAAGCUGAUGUUGUUAAUAAAACGAAGCGAGCUCCACCAGAAAGGAUAAUUACAAAGGAAGGCAGCCAUGAGCUCAGUACAGGACCGACUGGGAAAUCUGUUAUAGAGUUCGUACCGAGCUUUUUCAGUAAGGAAGAAAAGGAAUGGAUGUUUGAACAACUUGAAGCAGACAUUCCUUGGGAAGAAAAGAAGAUUAAGAUCAAGGAGGAAAAAAAAGGAGGUCUUCAAGGAGGUUAUCAAGGAAGUCUAUAUUAUAAUUGUACGAUUAUUCUUUGUCUGCUACCCUCUUCUCCUAACCUUGUAUUUCAUGUAUGUAUACAGGAUUGGCAUUCUGAUGAUGAACCAUCUCUUGGAUCACAACCAGUGAUUGCUUCAUUGUCAUUUGGUGAUACAAGGAACUUUGAACUUAGAAAAAAGCCGCCUCAGGGAGAAGACUUUUCUGUUGUACAGCAUAUUAGGAUUCCUUUACCAAAUGGAAGUCUCCUCAUAAUGAAAGGAGCUACACAAGACGAUUGGCAGCAUCGAGUACCUAAAGAAUAUCACCAUCGCGAUCCAAGAAUAAACUUAACAUUUCGAAACAUCUUGCCGUCUGAAUCGCAAAAGACAUUAUGAGAAUAUCAGAAAUAAAUAGUUUUUGGGUAUCCUUUAACAAGUGAAAACGAGAGAAAACUGGAACAUUUGUACGAAAGGAAUUGUAUUCUGCGUUAUGUCUUCGCAUCGUUGUAUCUGACGUUAACAAUUGCCAUAUAGGGAUUGUAUAAUUCAUUUGCAGAAGCGUCUAGAGAGAGAUGCAUCCUUGUCAUACCUCGUGCUGUCGGCCAUUUGGGCCAUUCGUUUGACGUGUUGGAAAGAAAGGAAGGAAGGAAGGAAGGAAGGAAGAAAGAAAUCCAACUUCUUAUUCGUUUAAUUACUUGCGCAUUGCUUUUUUAUAACAUUCCUGGUGGAUAGACCAUAUUAUUAUUUUUCUAAUAAAGAACCACAUGU
Molecule: messenger RNA, 1226 nt
Organism: Actinia tenebrosa (Australian red waratah sea anemone)
Lineage: Eukaryota; Metazoa; Cnidaria; Anthozoa; Actiniaria; Actiniidae
Product: alpha-ketoglutarate-dependent dioxygenase alkB homolog 3
Biological process (GO): DNA alkylation repair
Cellular component (GO): nucleoplasm; mitochondrion
Molecular function (GO): dioxygenase activity
Source: RefSeq, a predicted model, not a curated record